AUGCGCGGGGUCCGCGGGGGGGCGGGGCCCGCAGGGGGCGGGGCCGGGGGACGCGGCGGCGGCGGCGGCGGCGCGGGCCCGGGGCCCGAGGCCGGGGACUUCCUGGCCCGCUACCGGCAGGUGUCGAGCAAGCUGCGUAAGCGGUUCCUGCGGAAGCCGAACGUGGCGGAGGCGGGCGAGCAGUUCGCGCAGCUGGGCCGGGAGCUGCGCGCGCAGGAGUGCCUGCCGUACGCCGCGUGGUGCCAGCUGGCCGUGGCGCGCUGCCAGCAGGCGCUGUUCCACGGGCCCGGGGAGGCGCUGGCGCUGACCGAGGCCGCGCGCCUCUUCCUGCGGCAGGAGCGCGACGCCCGCCAGCGCCUCGCCUGCCCCGCGGCCUACGGGGAGCCGCUGCAGGCCGCCGCCAGCGCGCUGGGCGCCGCCGUGCGCCUGCACCUGGAGCUGGGCCAGCCGGCCGCCGCCGCCGGCCUGUGCCUCGAGCUGGCCGCCGCCCUGCGCGACCUGGGCCAGCCGGCCGCCGCCGCCGGCCACUUCCUGCGCGCCGCGCAGCUGCACCUGCCGCAGCUGCCCCUGGCCGCGCUGCAGGCGCUGGGCGACGCCGCCUCCUGCCAGCUGCUGGCGCGCGACUACAGCGGCGCCCUGGCCGUCUUCACGCGCAUGCAGCGCCUGGCGCGGGAGCACGGCAGCCACCCGCUGCGGCAGCCGCCCCCGGCCCCGCCGCCGCCCGCCCCGCCGCUGCCCCUGGCCCCGCCGGCGGCGGCGUCGACCUCGUCGGCCUCGGCCUCGACCUCGUCGGCCUCGGCCUCGUCCUCGUCGGCGCUGGGCGCCUUCUCGGACGUGCUGGUCCGCUGCGAGGUGUCCCGCGUGCUGCUGCUGCUCCUGCUGCAGCCGCCGCCCGCCAAGCUGCUGCCCGAGCACGCCCACACGCUGGAGAAGUACUCCUGGGAGGCCUUCGACGGCCACGGGCCCGACGGCGCCGGCCAGCUUCCCGACGAGCUGUUCCUGCUGCUCCAGUCCCUGGUCAUGGCCACCCACGAGAAGGACACGGAGGCCGUCAAGUCGCUGCAGGUGGACAUGUGGCCGCUGCUCAGUGCGGAGCAGAACCACCUGCUGCACCUCGUUCUGCAGGAAGCCGUGUCCCCGUCGGGGCAGGGCGUCUGACCACUCGCGCGCGCCAGCCCCGAAGCCGCUUUCCGCCUCUGGCCCCGUGGCCUGCUGCUGCCCCGCCGUUGGACCGCGGGCCGGCCGGCCGGCCGGCGGGCGGCGGUGCCCACGGACCGACGGGCAGGGGCCCGGCACUCGCACCUGUCUUGCUCUUCGCCCGCCCGCCUCCACCGGACGCUGCGGGACUGCAGCCUCCCGCAUCCCACAGGCUUCGUGCCGUCCCUGGCGCGGCAACCACCCCAGCAUCACGGGGUCAGCCUGGAGGACUUGGCUCUCUUCCCCAAGACGGGCCACGGGACACCGAGCGGCCCCUUUACCCCUGGCCUCUUCUUGCACCCAACUCCCCUGCGGGCCCCCACCCCCACCCCCACCCCCACCCUCCCGUACACCUCUGUUGCAAGUCGGACGGUUGGAUGUUGCACACGCCUCUCGGUUCCGUUUUUUGUUCGUCGGGGAUCUGCUUUAGCGCAGGCCGGUGUCUCUCCAGGUGCUCACCCAGGUUCUCCUUUGUUGCCCACGCCCCACGCGUACCCCUGGGGAGCACUAGAUGGCACGGGCCCUCGGGGCUGCUGCCCUAAAUCCACAAUAAAGCCGUUCUGAUGCCUCU
Messenger RNA from Canis lupus familiaris (dog), 1768 nucleotides. Its product is annotated as 40-kDa huntingtin-associated protein-like. Gene Ontology annotation, molecular function: protein binding. The coding region runs from base 1 to 1158 and encodes 385 amino acids. The transcript is spliced from 3 exons. Gene Ontology annotation, cellular component: early endosome. The record is from RefSeq and is a predicted model, not a curated record. Gene Ontology annotation, biological process: vesicle cytoskeletal trafficking. Lineage: Eukaryota; Metazoa; Chordata; Mammalia; Carnivora; Canidae.